Molecule: messenger RNA, 1384 nt
Organism: Carassius auratus (goldfish)
Lineage: Eukaryota; Metazoa; Chordata; Actinopteri; Cypriniformes; Cyprinidae
Product: vegetative cell wall protein gp1-like
Exons: 3
Coding region: 139-1365 (408 amino acids)
Source: RefSeq, a predicted model, not a curated record
UCAUUGUUAACUAAUAUUAACCAUUGACAGCUUAUUGUAAAGUGUUACCUCUUCAAUUUACCUUUGUGUGACUGACAGAGUUCAUUUAAAUCUGACAUAUAGAAACCUUAACUUGACUGUAAAUGUUCUUUUGUUUAGAUGCAUACUACAGUCCUCAGAAAAGGAGAAAAGAUAACAAUAGAACAGUGCAUCUCAUGCUGUGAUAAAUAUCACUGCCCAUUUUGUGAGACCUGGGUCUACAAACCAGUGGACUUGUACAGUGUCACGAAGCAUGUGCAGGAUCAUCUGAAAACAGCUGUUCGUGAAGAAGAUUUUAUUAUCAUAAGAUGCAGCUUAAAAUGCAGAGAUGUUUCUCAUUUUCAUUGCUGCUAUUGUUCUGCUACAAUCAUACGAAAAGCACAAUUUAACAUCCAUCUUACAAAAUGCAAGCAAAAGAAACAAAAGUUUCCAUCUCCACAAAGAACUCCAUCACCCAUGGUUCUGAUUGGUAAUACACCUCUGCCUGCAGCUUCUGCUCAGACAGCACCCCUUCUUCAACCUCAGCCUUCUCCAAGUGAACCACGCACGUCUGUGUCUCCCACGCCCAGUACUCCACUGUAUCAACCCAAAGUAUGUAAGGGACCACCACUUCCAUCUCCUUUGAGUACCUUCACAUCUCUGCCUGCAGCUUCUGCUCAGACAGCACCCCUACUUCAAGCUCAGCCUUCUCCAAGUGAACCACGCACGUCUGUGUCUCCCACGCCCAGUACUCCACUGUAUCAACCCAAAGUAUGUAAGGGACCACCACUUCCAUCUCCUUUGAGUACCUUCACAUCUCUGCCUGCAGCUUCUGCUCAGACAGCACCCCUUCUUCAACCUCAGCCUUCUCCAAGUGAACCACGCACGUCUGUGUCUCCCACGCCCAGUACUCCACUGUAUCAACCCAAAGUAUGUAAGGGACCACCACUUCCAUCUCCUUUGAGUACCUUCACAUCUCUGCCUGCAGCUUCUGCUCAGACAGCACCCCUACUUCAAGCUCAGCCUUCUCCAAGUGAACCACGCACGUCUGUGUCUCCCACGCCCAGUACUCCACUGUAUCAACCCAAAGUAUGUGUCGUGAACUGGAGUGCAUUUUCUGUAGGAUACAGACAGGAGUUCCGGGUGCCGUAUUCACUGACCCAGUGCCUAUGGUGCCAUGAAACAUUCAAAGACUGCCCACCUGGCUAUGUUGGGAAUGGCAGGAGGGGAGUCCUGCGUGGAUUUUAUUCCUACAAAGACUUUAGGGCUACUGCUCAGUUGAUUGUUUUAUUAAAGAUGGAGGUGAAUUUUAGAAUGUGUAGGUGCAGAUGCAGUUUCUUUUUUCUUUCUCAUGUGUCAUGUUUAUAGUUGUAAUCUCUCUUUCUCU